GUGAGGAGAGCAAUUGGAGGAGAAGAGGUCGAGAUCAAAGUAGAGGUCGAGAUCAGAGUCGGGAUAAUGUUGAUAUUGGAAAUAAUGCAAGAAGAGGAAUACUCAAAAGAACGAAUGGUCGUUUAGAACAAGAAGGAAAUUCUGUCAACUCCGGUGGAGAAGGCAACUGGUGGAGAAAAGGUCGAAGUCAUAGUCGAGGUAGGAGUAGAGAUCGACAUCAGAGUAGAGGUCGAUAUCACAGUCGGGAUAAUGUUGAUAUUCUGAAUAAUGCAAGAAGAGGAGAUACACAUAGAAGAACUGAUGAUCGUUCAGAACGAGGAGGACAUUCUGGCAACUCUGCUGGGGAAGGCAACUGGUGGAGAAGAGGUCGAAGUCAAAGUAGAGGUCGAAGUCAAAGUAGAGGUCGAAGUCAGAGUAGAGGUCGAAGUCAGAGUAGAGGUCGAGGUCAGAGUAGAGGUCGAGAUCAGAGUCGGGAUAAUGUUAAUAUUGGAAAUGAUGCAGGAAGAGGAGAUAGACAUAGAAGAACUGAUGGUCGUUCAGAACGAGGAGUAAAUUAUGACAACUCUAGUGGAAAAGGCAACUGGUGGAGAAGAGGUCGAAGUCAAAGUAGAGGUAGAGGUCAGAGUAGAGGUCGAGAUCAGAGCAGAGGUCGAGAUCAGAGCCGGGAUAAUGUUGAUAUUGGAAAUAAUACAAGAAGAGGAGAUAGACAUAGACGAACUGAAGGUCGUUCAGAACUAGGAGAAAAUUCUGACAGCGCUAGGAGAAUGGGAUUUAAACUUGCCGAAAAGUUAGGUGAUAAUGAAGAUAUUGAAGAACUGAUACAAAAUCUUUUCAAUGAUAAAGCUGGCUUCAAAAAUCUCGUACAAAGUAACGACCUUUCUGGAGAUUUUUUGGUUUUGAUAGUUAACAUACUAAGUAAGGUUUCUAAAAGCAGUUUCGAUAAUUCGAAGAUACACAUAUAUAAAACUGUUUUUACAAAUGGAUCUUACACCAAGCAAUUAAAAUCCUUCAUUACAAGUUUGCCAUACCACGACCAACGCGAAAUGAAAAAUACCAAGUAUUUCUGGAAUGAUUCCGACCGAUUCUGGUACAAUCUCAUAGACAUUUUUAGAGAUAUGACAAGUACACCAACUUUAGCUUCUGAAAUUCUUCCAAAUAUCUUGAAAUCAUUAGUUAGAACUCUACCCAUUUUGGAAACAGAACAAAGUAUUCAUAUUUCUGAAGAAAUAAAGAACGGAUUCGAAGUGUUGUUUCAGAAAGUAGAGAAUAUGAAAUCACAAAUGGAACAAAAGUUUCAUCUGGAAGCUACUCAACAUUAUCAUAAUAACAAUGAAGAUGAUUGGAUUCCUCCUAACGAUUUCAGAACGGUCAGUGUUAUUCCAGAUAUUCUUGAGGUUAUUGUCAAACAAGAACCAUUUCUCAGAAGAAACAAAAUCAAGGGCCCUUAUAGAAAUGUUGAACACUAUUUAGACGUACAAUUUCGAUUACUAAGGGAAGAUUUCAUAGCACCUCUAAGAAGGGGAAUUUGUCAGUACUUGGAAAAAUCCGAUUUGAAACGUUAUGAUGAUAUAAAAAUUCAUCAGAAGAUCCAUUUUUUAUGUGAAGAGAAUAUCAAUGAGUUGAAAUGUUUCAGAAUGAAAUUUGAUUUCAGUAAUGAGAAGAAGACUCUGAAAUAUGAAAAUUCUAAACAGUUUAUGUUCGGAUCACUUGUUUGCUUCAGUAACGAUCAAUUUGUUAGCAUCAUUUUUGCAAAAAUUGUCAAAAGAGAUCCUGAAAUGAUAAAAAAAGGUGAACUAGUAGUGGGAUUUGAUGGACAUCAAAAUCUGGCUGUAAAAUAUAAUGUUGAUUAUAUAAUGGUUGAAAGUAAAGUAUACUUCGAACCGUACUAUCAUGUUUUAACAGCUCUGCAAAGACUCACAGAGGACAAUUUUCCAAUGGAAAGUUACAUUAUAGACGUCAGUUCAGAAGUACAUUUGCCAAAAUAUAUGGAUUUACAUACAAUGUUAACUAUAGAUGGAAAGAGCAUGCCCACUGUGUACUUGAAACAUCACCAAAAUUUUUAUGGUCUCAACGAUUCACAAAAUAUUGCUUUGAAAGCUGCUUUGACAAGCGAAAUAUCGGUUAUACAAGGGCCGCCAGGAACUGGAAAAACAUUUUUAGGUCUCAAAAUUGCGCAUACUCUGUUGAAAAAUCAUAGUAUUUGGUAUAAUAAUACGCCCUUGUUGGUUAUAUGUUUCACUAAUCAUGCAUUGGAUCAAUUCCUGGAAGGAAUUCUGAAAAGUACUAAAAAACUUUUACGUAUCGGAGGACAAUCAAAAAACACAACACUUGAAAAGUUCAAUCUCAAAAGCAAAAACAGGACGAAAAGCCCUGCGUUUUAUCAAACACAAAGAGAAGUAACUAUUUGUUUGAAUGAACUGAAGAAAUUCGAUAUGACAAUAGAUGAAAUAAGAAAAUAUAAUAGUAUUUUAGAUUUUUCUUUAUUUAACGGAAUCGUGAAAGAUAUUGAAGGAACUUGGUUUGAAAAUGCUGAGAGAGACGACAUAAAAAAUUGGCUCAUUCCUAAUUUGGCAUAUUCGGCUGUAUCACCAUUCAGCAAUUGGUUCAAUACAUCCAAAAAGGUAUCAAAAUACAUAGAUUCUGUUUCCGAUGAUGAAUUGAGUAACUACAGCGAUACAGAACUAGAACAUGACGAUGUCGAUGAGAUCUUUACCAACAAAAUGAAGGCUCAAAGUGCGUCGAAGGAUGACACCAAUCAAACUGGCGCUGUUAAGACUUUGAUAAGUUUACAGUCACUGGCGAAUGCUAUUGAAACAAUGGAAGAAUAUUUGAACAAUCCUGUGAGAAUCAAGUUGAAUGAUACGAGAAUGGAAGAAGAAAUGAGGAUGUUAAAAAAUACAUAUACAUAUGUGAAGGAACACUUGGAUCAGUUGCGAAAUGGAAUAAAUUUCAAUAAUUACAUUUUGAAAAAAUCACCAACUAAAAUGACUUCCAAUGAGCGUUGGGCUCUAUAUUCACAUUUUCUCAUACAAUAUCUGAACCAUUUGAUGGAAGAACAGAAAAAAGUGUACCAACUAUACCAAGAAAAAUACAAAAUAUAUGCUGAACAGAGAGAUAUGGAAGAUCUGAAGAUAAUGAAGGAAAGUUUGGUGAUAGGUUUGACAACGACAAGCGCAGCUAGGUUGCGACCUGUGUUGGAAGCAUUGAAAAGUCCCAUCGUUAUCGUGGAAGAGGCUGCAGAAGUUUUAGAAGCCCAUAUUAUGAGUGCUCUCACGAAACAUUGUACACAAUUGAUUUUGAUUGGCGAUCAUCAACAACUGAGACCAACGACAGCUGAUUAUACUAUAGAAACCCAGUAUCAAAUGGGAGUAAGCCUCUUUGAGCGUAUGAUUCACAAUAAUAUAGAAUGCCAUACACUGAAUAUUCAACAUAGAAUGAGGCCUGAAAUCUGUAAUCUGAUAAGACCCUCUAUAUAUUCUGAAUUAGAAGACCACUCGUCUGUACUAGGAAGACCAAAAAUAUUAGGAGUUGAUAAAGUUCUCUACUUCAUAAACCAUACAAAGGAGGAGCAAUCGUGUGGAGAUACUACCAAAAAAAAUUUACACGAGGUUACAUUUUUGAUAAAUCUAGCUAGAUAUCUCAUUCUCAAUGGGUACAGCCCUCAAAAUAUCACAAUUUUAGCAACCUAUCUGGGCCAAAUGUUUGAGAUGCAAAGAGAAAGGAAAAAACAUAGUCUCAUACUCAGAGAUGUGAGGAUAUCUGUUUUGGAUAACUAUCAGGGAGAAGAAUCUGACAUAAUUUUGCUUUCUUUAGUUCGAAAUAAUGAAGAAAAUAUAAAUGGAUUUUUAAAAAUCACCAACAGAGUGUGUGUUGCUCUUUCGAGAGCAAGAAAUGGUCUAUAUAUCAUGGGUAACAUAGAUCAACUUUGUAAUGAUAAAUAUUCUAUAUGGCCUGAAAUUAGAGAAAGCCUGGAGAAGCAGAAUGCAAUUGGUUCUUCAUUAGAAUUGAGAUGUCAAAUACAUGACGUGAUCACAAAAGUGAAAGAUGAGAAGGAUUUCAGUAAGAUUCCGGAAGGAGGCUGCACCAGACGUUGUGGAUCUGAUUUGUCUUGUGGACAUAUUUGCAAAAAUAUAUGUCAUUUGACUGAUAGACAUCACGAGCAAUAUACUUGCAUAGAAAAAUGCGGAAAGCGACUUUGCCAAAGGUCAGAAAAACAUUUAUGUGUAAAACCGUGUUAUCAAAAGUGUGAUCCUUGUCAUUAUCCAGUUGAAUGGAUUCUACCUUGCGGUCAUGAAGUUACUUUGAAAUGUCACAUGGACCCAAAUAAACAUGACUGUAAUGAAUUGGUUCUCACAUUACUUUUUUGUGGACAUAAUGAGAAUAAACCGUGUCACAUCAAACCAGAAGACUUUAUGUGUCCACAACCAUGUGACGCUUUACUUGAUUGUGGACAUGCUUGUACUCUUAAAUGCCAUGUCAGAAAAGAUCCAGAUCACUUGAACUAUGAAUGCCCAAAGCCAUGCCAAAAGUUACCUGUCGGAUGCAGUACAAAAAAUCACAAAUGUAGAAAAUUGUGUCAUGAAAAAUGUGAACCGUGCUUGGUUAAAGUGAAAAAAGGUCGAUCAGUAUGCAGUCACUUUUAUGAUGUUGCAUGUAAUGCUGAUGUUGAUGCUCUACAGUGCAGUAAGCCAUGUCGAAGAACGUUGCCAUGUGGCCACAAAUGUGGAAACAAAUGCUUCGAAACAUGCGGUCCCUGUAUGGUCACCGUUGAAAAAAUCAUACAGGAGUGCGGACACAAGAUAAAAACCAAAUGUUGUGAAAAACCCAAUCGUCAACACUGCAUAGAAAAAUGCUCUCGUAAAUUGGUAUGUGGUCAUGACUGUCAGAAUAAAUGUAGAGAUCCUUGUACUACUAGAUGUGAAAAAAUGAAAAACUGUAACCUGCCGUCUCCUUGUGGACACAUUGUGAAACAAAUACAAUGCUUUCAAAUUAAUGCCAAGGAUGAAAUUUUGAUGAAAUUUUGUACAGAACCAUGUCAACAAAUUCUCCAAUGUCAACAUAUAUGCACUGGAAAAUGCGGAGAAUGUUUUCAAGGGCGUUUACAUAAGAGAUGUGCGGACAAAUGUGGUGUGCCUCUUGUUUGUAAUCAUGAAUGUCCCAUCCCAUGUAGAGAGGCUUGCAAACCAUGCGAAAGGAAGUGCAACUAUAGAUGCUCUCACGGAAGAUGCACUAAGAAAUGUGGAGAGAUUUGUGUAAAAUGCUUGCAUGAUUGUAUUCGGAGAUGUCCUCACAAACAAUGUACAUUGAACUGCGGAGACAUAUGUGAUGUUGAACCUUGCGAAGAACCUUGUCCAAAAUUUCUUGAAUGUGGACAUAACUGUGUUGGUUUUUGUAAUGAUCCAUGUCCAAAGCUAUGCAAAAUUUGCAACAAGAAUGAACUAUUAGAAAUUUUCUUUGGUACAGAAGAAGAUGAUGAUGCGAGAUUUGUUGAACUCCAAGACUGUGGCCACGUUAUGGAGAGCGAUGGAAUGAAGUGUUGGUUGAAGAAUAACGAUGGCGAAAUUCAAGUUAAAGUUUGCCCCAAGUGCAAGACUCCGAUCAUUAAUACCCAGAGGUUCAGUGAAUAUGUGAAGAGGGCUCUUCUUGAUAUAAACAGUGUCAAACUCAAACUCAAUGGAAGCUUUCCGGAAAACAUGCAAUUGAGAGAUGAACUAUUGGAAACGAUAAUCAAUAUGAAAUUGACUACAUCGAAACUAUCCAAUGUCACAAAACUACCAUCAGUAAUUCAAGAAUUUCAAGAUCGUCUUCAAGACACCAGAGUGGAUGAAAGAAACAUACGUCGGAGACAAACUUUCAGUGCUAUAACGUUGAAAUCGAUUACCUCAAAAGUUCAAAUUGUAGCACAUAUUAUAGAUAUAUGUUCUCGUUAUCAAUCUCACGAGUCGAAAUCAAUUGAUACUCAGAUAGAUUUUAUACUGAAUCCUCUUGUAAGAGACGAAGACCAAAUCACUCUUCAAGAAAUAGAGGAUGUCCAACUUGAAAUCAGUAGAUUGAAACGCAUGGUUGAAAUUUCAGAAAUAAGAGAAAAGAAUCAAGGGAAAAAAUCUUCACUAGGUUAUUUCCGGUCACCUAACACAAAAGUUCUUGAAGAUCUUGAGGAAAUAGAAAAAUUGGUAAUAUCUCAUUCGAGAUACACUGACAAAACUGACCGGAUAGUUGAGAAAAGAUUGAAAACACUUGGUUGCGGAAUCCAAAUAAGUGACUCUGAACGAAUUGAGAUUGUAAAGGCAUUGGGCCUGUCUAAGGGUCACUGGUUCAAAUGUCCCAAUGGACACCCUUAUGUAAUUACUGAAUGUGGAGGUGCCAUGCAAGAAUUCGAGUGUCCUGAUUGUGGAGAAAAAAUUGGAGGUACUCGACACACACUUACAGGUUCCAAUCAGCUGGCUUCUGAAAUGGAUGGGGCUCAGUUUCCAGCAUGGUCUGAUGUUGCAAAUAAUAUGGAAAAUUAUGACCUAAGGCAGUUUCAAUUCAACUGAAAUAUUUGACAUUUAAUAAUUUGUAAACUGUUGUUACGUAUUUAAAAUAAAAGCUUUAGGAAUUUGUAUCGACCAAACAAAAGAUAA
This is a messenger RNA of Leptinotarsa decemlineata (Colorado potato beetle), 6623 nucleotides long. RefSeq names its product NFX1-type zinc finger-containing protein 1. Gene Ontology annotation, cellular component: nucleus; nuclear RNA-directed RNA polymerase complex. Lineage: Eukaryota; Metazoa; Arthropoda; Insecta; Coleoptera; Chrysomelidae. Gene Ontology annotation, molecular function: zinc ion binding; helicase activity. Gene Ontology annotation, biological process: regulatory ncRNA-mediated heterochromatin formation. The record is from RefSeq and is a predicted model, not a curated record.